Periophthalmus magnuspinnatus is the source of this 1158-nucleotide messenger RNA. RefSeq names its product zygote arrest 1 (gene zar1). NCBI's taxonomy places the organism in Eukaryota, Metazoa, Chordata, Actinopteri, Gobiiformes, Gobiidae. The record is from RefSeq and is a predicted model, not a curated record. Gene Ontology annotation, cellular component: cytoplasm. Gene Ontology annotation, biological process: translation. The coding region runs from base 31 to 993 and encodes 320 amino acids. The transcript has 4 exons. Gene Ontology annotation, molecular function: mRNA base-pairing post-transcriptional repressor activity.
CUGCACCUGCGAGCGCGGGUUGGUAACAAAAUGGCAACGUAUGGUGCUGAUCCUUUAGACAACUAUUUCUAUUCGUAUAACCCCUACAUUGGCAGAUACCCCCGCGCCAAAGACGCGUGGAAAUAUAAAAGUUACAUAUCCCAAUAUGGCGACGCCGAAGCCUUCAACAACCAACAGCGCGCGCAACUCAAGUCCAUCCUGUCCCAAAUUAACCCCAAACUCACUCCGAGGGUGCGCAAGGCCAACACCAAGGACGUGGCGGUGCAGGUGAACCCGAAAAGGACCGCCUCGGUGCAAUGCUCCAUCGGCCCGCGGACUCUCCUCUCCCUGAAGCGGGACCUGCGGCGCCGGAAGAACUCUCCUGACUGCGCUUCUCCAAGCAGCAGCCUCGGCAGUCCCAAAUUCUCCGGUAAUGUUCGAUACCCCCGCACAAUUGCCGUGUACUCCCCUAUCGCGUACCGGAGCAUCACGUCUUUCCUGGUGGACGAAAACACAGAAGCUAAAGGGGAGACCCAAACCCACGAGCCGUCUGAGGACACUGAUGAAGACAACAGCGAAGAAACCGAAGAGAACACAAAAUGCCAAGAACCGCGGAAACAGGCCAAAGUAAAACAGACAAAAAGUGAAGAGGUUCAGACUACCCCCGACGGGUUAAAGGGCAAAGCCCGCGUGCGCUUUCAGUUUCUUGAACAGAAGUACGGAUAUUACCACUGCAGAGAUUGUAAUCUGCGAUGGGAGAGUGCGUAUGUGUGGUGUGUCCAGGGCACAAACAAGGUUUACUUCAAACAGUACUGUCGGAAGUGCCAAAAGGAGUUUAACCCAUAUCGUGUAGAGGACAUCACUUGUCACACCUGUAAGAAGGCCAGAUGCAUCUGUGCAAUAACACCACGGCACGUGGACCCAAAGCGGCCCCACAGACAGGACCUGUGCGGCAGAUGCAAAGGCAAACGGCUCUCCUGCGACAGCACGUUCAGCUUCAAAUACAUCAUAUAGAACUACCAACCUGCCCAUUCACAUGUUGCACAAGUCACUCAUUGGAUCCCCCUCGUGUAUUUGCAGAUGAGAAAAGCUUUAUUUUUUCUUUUGUUUGUGAAUUAGAUUUGUGAUUCAUACCUGACACUUAGCAAAUGUAAUAAAUGGGUAUCUUGCACUCUGAAA